AUGAUCACUGGGACUACUAAUUUUCCGCAUAAUAAGAAAAGGACACUCUAUGUUGGUGGUUUUGGUGACGAAGUUAACGAGAAGCUUUUACACGCAGCAUUUUUGCCCUUUGGUGAGAUAGUUGGUAUUUCUGUACCUAUGGACUAUGAAACUGGCAAGCAUCGUGGCUUCGCCUUUGUCGAGUUUGAGUUACCUGAGGAUGCAGCUGCUGCAAUUGAUAAUAUGAACGAUUCUGAAUUAUUUGGUCGAAAUAUCCGCUGCAAUUUCGCUCGUCCUCCUAAAGCGAACGAAAGGAGUCAACGUCCUGUUUGGGCAGAUGACGAGUGGUUGAGAACCUAUGGUGUUAGUGGAAGUGUAAAUCGUGAAGGGGAAGCAGAACCUGAAGUUAUUGAUUCAGCAGCGACAUCAGUAGACGCUCCGAAACCUGCUUUGCCUCGGGUUUUUCUUGGGAUUCGUAUUGGCAUCAGGUAUAUAGGAAGAAUUGUAAUUGAGCUUCGUUCCGACGUUGUUCCAAAAACAGCAGAAAAUUUCCGGCAGUUAUGCACUGGAGAAAAGGGUUUCGGUUAUGAAGGUUCUCAUUUUCAUAGAAUUAUCCCUCAGUUUAUGAUACAAGGUGGUGAUUUCACAAAAGGUGAUGGUACUGGCGGGAAGUCUAUAUACGGGCCAAAAUUUCCAGAUGAGAAUUUUAAAUUGAAACAUGUAAUGCCGGGCACUGUAUCUAUGGCGAACUGUGGUCCGGAUACAAAUGGCUCUCAGUUUUUCAUCUGUACGGAAAAAACAGACUGGCUGGACGGGAAGCAUGUAGUUUUUGGGCGCGUCGUUGAAGGGAUGAAUGUAGUUAGGCAAGUAGAGCAGCAGGGUACAAAGAGUGGUAAACCAAUGAUGCAGGUUACCAUAGUGGAAUGUGGAGAAUUGAAUUCUGAGAAUACGCAUGAAGCUUCUAAGGACCAAAGUGAAUAA
Messenger RNA from Enterobius vermicularis (human pinworm), 960 nucleotides. Lineage: Eukaryota; Metazoa; Nematoda; Chromadorea; Rhabditida; Oxyuridae. The record is from the annotation of a GenBank genome assembly.